AUGGCCUGUACAGGGCUACGACCUAGCUUUCGCAGGCUUCUGCGUCAAGCUGCUCAAACCAGGGAAAUCUCGAGCUUUCUCGUUCCAGCACUCUCCCAGCGGUCUUUCUCAACUUCGAUAUCGCGGUCCUCCCGUAUUGGAAAAGAGCCCAUCACGAUUCCGCCAGAAGUGUCGCUCCAAUUUAUCGAGCUGCCGAGAUCAAAUGCACGAACGAGAAAGAUUGAUGCCGCGACCUCAGUCGUUGCGAUCAAGGGUCCAUUAGGCGAGCUGAGGGUCAAUCUUCCUCCCUAUGUCACGACCAGCCUCGUAGACUCGGACCGCAAGAUCAGUGUCAAAGUCAGCGACCCGGAAGUUAAGCAUCAGCAUGCCAUGUGGGGCACCACUCGAGCACACAUCGCAAACUCAAUAGCUGGAGUGAGUGAAGGGCACAUCUGCAUCCUGCGGAUGGUGGGCGUGGGCUACCGAGCAACAAUCGAAGAAACAGCCACGACAGUCGACCCCGAAUACGAAGGACAGAAGUUUGUGAAUCUUAAGCUAGGGUUCGCGCACCCAGUCGAGCUUGGGAUACCAAAGGGCGUGAAGGCCACUGUACCACAACCAACCAGGAUAUUACUGGAGGGAUGCGACAAGCAAGUCGUGACACAGUUCGCAGCGGAGAUCCGGGAAUGGAGGAAGCCUGAGCCAUACAAGGGCAAGGGCAUCUUCGUCAACGACGAGACGAUAAAGUUGAAGGCGAAAAAGAUCAAAUAG
Messenger RNA from Cyphellophora europaea CBS 101466, 750 nucleotides. RefSeq lists its product as uncharacterized. The transcript has 2 exons. Gene Ontology annotation, biological process: translation. The record is from RefSeq and is a predicted model, not a curated record. Lineage: Eukaryota; Fungi; Ascomycota; Eurotiomycetes; Chaetothyriales; Cyphellophoraceae. Gene Ontology annotation, cellular component: ribosome; mitochondrial large ribosomal subunit. Gene Ontology annotation, molecular function: structural constituent of ribosome; rRNA binding. Bases 1 to 750 code for a protein of 249 amino acids.